This is a messenger RNA of Coregonus clupeaformis (lake whitefish), 2280 nucleotides long. RefSeq names its product claudin-20-like. Lineage: Eukaryota; Metazoa; Chordata; Actinopteri; Salmoniformes; Salmonidae. The transcript has 2 exons. Gene Ontology annotation, cellular component: plasma membrane; bicellular tight junction. Bases 1082 to 1996 code for a protein of 304 amino acids. Gene Ontology annotation, molecular function: structural molecule activity. The record is from RefSeq and is a predicted model, not a curated record. Gene Ontology annotation, biological process: cell adhesion; bicellular tight junction assembly.
CGGACGGUGUGGUGUGAUACUGGGAUACUGUCAGGGGGCAGAGAGCUGGUUGCCUCUGGUUCCAGCUAACUGGGUUCUCAGGGAACAACAGCUGAUGGAAUGUGCUGUGCUAGACUCAGCCUGCAUUCAACAACAGACAUUCAUCACGCCUGGGGCUGAAGUCCCCAACUCUACCUGGGAUGGGCUUGCUUUGUCCAAGCCUCAACUAGCACUCGCUGUCGUGACAUACUCACAUACACACGUGUGUUUGUGUGUGUGCAAACACACUAACGCAACCUCUCAGGCACAGGAGAAUCGUGGUUCUGCUGUGAGUUGUGCGACUGGAUGAACACUGGAUGGAUAGAAUAGCGAAAACAUUGAGAAGAGACUGACGCACCACGGCACGCUGUCCAAGACACACAAAAGGUGAGGAUGCUUUUUUUCUCGCACACUGCAAUACAGACAAACUAUUCACUUUAACAAUGCAUUUAUAUUGUCUUUCAUGUCAGAACGUCACUACCAUAGAAGACAAACUAAAGAAUUGGAGAAAUUACAAAUUAUUCUAAAAUACUAUUGAAAUAGCUUAUGCAUGUUGCAAUGACAUAUAUUGUAAAUUGAGUUUAUGUAUAGAAGCAGCAUUUACCUGAUAGCUAAAGUGAAGUGAAGUAGCUGCCUGCUGUAAAAGAGUAACCCACUUUCAGAGGAAGGACACUGCAGCUUUAAACGCAGAUAAUUGAGUCUUUAAAUGAACACCACAAAGCUCAGUCACACAAAGCCAGGGAUGCAGAGUAAAAUGCAGGCAAACAGAAAGCGCACACUCACACACACUUCCCCCUAAGAAGAGGGAGAAAAGAAGGGCAGUCUCCUUUCCCCAUCAUCAGCCCCUGCCUCAUCUGUCUGAUCGUCACGCUUGCUCGCUCAGUUCAAUUCUCAUUUCGCUUUUUAUCACAGCCCACUGAAGCCUGCACUGAGGAAUUAUCUGCUGUCAGGACCUGAGGCUGCACUGGGGCGAUAGGGAGAAAGGGCACCAGGGAGCCAGGCUCGGGCCACCACAGGGUGACGGUGCCGCUGUGCCGGAGAGGUGGGGACUCGCAACUCGGCGAUGGCGUCCUCCACCAUGCAGAUCCUCGCCUUCGCCCUGGCACUGCUCGGCGUCCUGGGCGCCACCGUAGCCACACUGCUGCCCAACUGGAAGGUGAGCGCCGACGUGGGCUCCAACAUCAUGACUGCCAUCUCCCAGAUGCAGGGGCUGUGGAUGGACUGCACCUGGUACAGCACAGGCGUGUUCAGCUGCACCUUGAAGUACUCCGUGCUGUCGCUGCCCGCCUACCUGCAGACCGCCAGGACGACAAUGGUUCUGUCCUGCAUGAUGGCUUGCCUGGGCCUCUGUCUCGCCGCCCUGGGGCUGAAGUGCACUCGCUGGGGAGGCAGUCACCAGGCGAAGGGGCACGCGGCCAUCGCCGCGGGGGGUUGCUUCAUCCUGGCUGGCAUUCUCUGCCUGGUGCCCGCUUCUUGGUUUACCAAUGAGGUCAUCACCACCUUCCUGGACUCCAACGUGCCCGAGAGCAGUAAAUACGAGCCUGGGGGGGCAGUGUACGUGACCUUUGUCUCUGCCGGCUUCCUGCUUGCCGGCGGGGUCAUCUUUUGUUUGUCGUGUCCCGGAAAAAGAGACUACACCUCGACCUCCACCUCUACCACCUUUCCUGACAAACUACUGCAGCAGCAGAUAAACCAGGAGCAACUACAGCAUGACUUGAUACAGUGCGACCUGAUACAGCGCGAGCAACAGCAACGGGAGCAGAAGGACUUUGAACAGCAGACGUCGCCUAAUGAGCAGUCGAGCCAGGAGCAGCUACACUGGGGUGACAAAGGGCCCCAGUGUAAGGUCCAAGCGGCUGACGACAUCCAACAGGAGAAGCCUCUACGUGAAGACAAGGGAACGCAACAGUUCUACUCUCCAUCCAGAGUCCCUCCAAAAGACGCCCGGGCUGGCUACAGCCUGCAGGACUACGUUUAAUAUGUUUUAUCCCUAAACACUACUCUUGUUAGUGGGGUGGGGGAAGAAUCCUGAAGACAUUCUACUGGCUGCCUUUGUGAGGGGGAGAGAGUGGAGGAGAGAAAGAGGGGGAGAAAGGUAAUGACGUUGACAGCCUUAUCGCCACCUCUCAUCUGUUCUCUCUUGCUACUGCAAGCACAAGCAGUAAAGGUAUUCCCAAAGUCUUGGAGAAAGACAGCUUGUGGAUCCAGAAUCCUGGGGCAAAUGCCUCCUUGACUGCUGCUGUGGUGGGCGGAAAGACACAA